Molecule: messenger RNA, 1556 nt
Organism: Bursaphelenchus okinawaensis
Lineage: Eukaryota; Metazoa; Nematoda; Chromadorea; Rhabditida; Aphelenchoididae
Source: the annotation of a GenBank genome assembly
AUGGCAAGUCGUACUAAGCAUAAGCACCACGGUGGCCUUAGGAAGAAACCUUUGGUACCAAAAUGGAAGGUGUUCAGAGCUAAAGAUCCAGUAAUGUCAGUGUUUAUGUGGGGCGUGAAUCACACGGUAAGUGUUGCGUUACAUUGUUACUCAAAACAUAGUCAAUAACACAUUAUCGCUAUAAAACGUCAAUACUUUACUUUUUUAAUCGUUUUUUAACGUUGUUGCAGAUAACUGAACUUAUGCACGUUCCACCACCAGGACUGCUCUUCCCCGAUGAGUUCCGUGCUUUUUCAAAGGUCAAGGUGGACAAUCAUUUCUUCAAUAAGUAAGUAUUAUCGACUAAAACCUUUCUAUCUUUAGGGAAAACAUGCCUAGUCAUUUCAAAGUCAAGCACUAUUGUCCCAACGUUUUCCGGAGCUUACGUCAACAAUUCGGUGUUGAUCAGCGUCAUUACUUAGUAAGUUGUUAUUUCGAUUUAUAUUGCUUUUUAGAGAUCCUUGACUGCCAUUGAACCUGAAUUGGACCUGCAGGAGAGUUCGAACAACUUCUUUGUUUCAUUUGACAGAAUGUUUGUGAUAAAAGUGAUUGACUCUGAAAGUGUAGCCGAGCUUCAUUCGAUUCUAUUUCAAUAUCAUUCGUAUGUCGUGGAAAGACAAGGGAAAACCUUGCUACCUCAAUACCUGGGACUUUAUCGGAUUACGGUGGACGGAACGGACAAGUAUUACCUUGUUAUGAGGAAUAUCUUUGGAUCAAAGUACGCAAUUCACAAAAAGUACGAUCUCAAGGGUUCAACUGUUCAACGACAAGCCAGCGAGAAGGAGAAGUCCAAGGAAUUGCCCACUUUCAAGGACAACGACUUUUUGGAAGACAAGCAUAAGUUGUCCAUUCCGGUUGACGUGAAGAAGCAAUUGUUGGAUAUUCUCAAGAAUGACACAGACUUCUUGACCAAGCUGCACUUGAUGGACUACUCGCUGCUGGUGGGGAUUCAUGACGUUGAGAAGGGAAUGGAAGAAAGUUUGGCCGAGAAAGAGGUGGAGAACGAUGACGAAAGUGGAGAUGAGCUGGCUCCGUCGCCUCCUGACAGUCCAAUACCAUCUGUCUCGGCUUUUAAUCUUGAUGAAGAGUUCUUCGCCAUUGUCAGUGCUGGUAUGUUCUAGUUUUUUACUCUAAAUGGACAUGAAUUUAAUUUUUUGAUCUAAUUUUUUCUUUAAUGUUGAUAUUGUUUUCAGAUUCUCCGGAGCAAAAGAAGUAUAUUUAUUUUGUUGGAUUGGUCGAUAUCUUAACCUAUUAUGGUGUCAAGAAGCGAACUGCUUCGGCCGCGAAAUCAGUGAAAUACGGUGCUGAAGCGGAACAUAUAUCGACGGUAAAACCUGAGCAGGUGGGUAUUUCAAGUUCAUUUUUAGAUUAUAAAAUUUAGUUUUUGAAGUUUGGUAUUUUAGGUAGUAUUUUAUAUAAAAAUUGCUAAUAUUUGUAGUAUAAUAUCCAUAUUUUUACAGUAUGCACGACGAUUAAUUGAGUUCGUGGACAAGAACGUAGUCACAACUACCGAAUAA